Dendroctonus ponderosae (mountain pine beetle) is the source of this 2044-nucleotide messenger RNA. RefSeq lists its product as uncharacterized. The record is from RefSeq and is a predicted model, not a curated record. Gene Ontology annotation, cellular component: dendrite; membrane; axon. The transcript has 3 exons. Lineage: Eukaryota; Metazoa; Arthropoda; Insecta; Coleoptera; Curculionidae. Bases 700 to 1923 code for a protein of 407 amino acids. Gene Ontology annotation, biological process: sensory perception of taste.
UUUGUAAAAAAAAAUAAAUCCGCCUCAACGAUAUAGAACUUAUCAACAAACCUAUUGCUAUUCUAGCUAAACCAGGCCGCAAAGAAAUAUAACAUGAGCAUAUCGAUACCGAAACCUAAAUCUUAUGACCAUAAGCAAGGAACCGAUACCUUUAAAGCCUACUCGCCGGACCCAUCAGUCCCCCCACAAUACUACUACUAUUAUAAUUAAACGCCUUCUACUGUCGCACUGACCAAUGGUUAGAAGUAUCCACUUGUAUGAGUAUGAGCAGCUUUUAUCUAUUCAAUUCAUUGACUUGUAUGUGUUAUCACAAUAAAUUGCCAAAUUCGUUUACCAUAAAUCACCUAACAAAGCAAGUAAACCUUGAUCCACUUUUGUCGUUCGUGCUGUUUAUGGCCCUAAAUGUAAAUUCGUGUAAAUACCUACGCAGCCGAGAACUGGUCAUUCCUUAAUUAAGAGAUAUAAAGGAUACAUUUGUGGAAACAUGCGACGAAAGAAUUACUUAAAUGAAAGUAUUGACGCCAUUCUUCUGCUGUUUACGAUGAAGUUGGUGCUUAAAAACUAACUUUAGAGUGUCUGACCGGGCGAAAUGACUGCGAUCAGUGUUCCGAAGUUUAAUUUAAACAUCUACUCAACGUUAAGUCUGAUUUGGCGUUUUUCGUUGCAAUCAAUAAACGUGUGUAAGUUGUCGGCCUUAGAAUGGUGAAAAAUAAAGUGCAACCUGGGGAAAAAGCACCCAUUUUCAAAGAAAGACACCGCCAUAAUAUGGAAUAUUUUUACAUUAAACAAACAUUAAAGUUGUUGGAAAAGAAACAUGUGGUGUAUCCAAUGACAGUGGUCCUGUUAGUUCUAGUUAUUCUUGGUCACAUCUACUCGUUAAUAGGAAAGCCAACGCCGUUUCCAAACCAGCAUGUAGCGGUAAAAACGGCCGAGCACGUGGCAGAUUUUUGCUUAACGGCUAGUAUUAUCAUAAUUAUUUUGUAUUUGCCAAAAAAUGCAGAAAACUUUUACCAAUUAUUCAGUAGUUUGUACCCUGAAGGAAACAAACUGUUCGGACCAUUACUGGCGAUGAAAAAGCACCAUUUUUGGCGAAAUUUUUUGAUUUGCAACGUGUGCAUAGGAAGUUUAAUAACUUUCGACGCAUCGUUCUUCUUAGUGAAUUUCGGCUGGAGUACAUACAAAUAUCUAGUUUUUGGAGAUGUUCAGUUUUACUUGUAUAACCUGGUACUGCUGCUUCUGUUAACUCUAGCAAGAAAACUGGAACUAAGGUUUGCAGAAUUAAAUGAACUGCUGGAGUACAAAACUGACAAUUUUUUAAAAACCACCAGCAACAAUAAAACAAGCGAAAACGAAAUAGAAACUCAUUUAAGUUACAUUUUGAGUUCCGAACAUUUUUACAGUGUGAGAACUUUCAAAAUGAUGCAUUACGAGCUGUGUAAAUUGGUCAAAAGGUUCAAUGAGAUGUUUGGAAGGAUAAUUUUAUUCACCAUCCUGUUCAGUAUAGCUAACAUUCUUGCAAAGGUCACUUUUAUUAUUGAUUUUUACGUGACACCGAGGAACGACUCAGACAAGAACAAGUGGGCUCUUUUUAUGGGCAUCAUCUGCUUUUGGAUUUUUGCUAAUAUGGCUCAAUCAUUUCUAUUUGCUUUUUAUGGUGAGCAGAUCACCAAGGAAGGAGAGAAAACCACCCGGACAUGUUUUUACUUGCUAAACAAAGUUCCAUUUCAGCCAAAAAACAAUGACGAAGCUUUCCUACAAGAAGAGUUGAAAUGCUUUGCCUUCCAAAGCUAUUCUCAUAUUCCCUGCCUAUCAGCAGGUGGCUUUUUUGAUGUUAACUUUAGGGUAUUAGGUUUAAUGAUCUCGAGCGUUACUUCUUAUUUAAUGGUAAUAAUACAGUUCUUAUUAAGGCAGCAAACAAGCUAGAAGGUUUCUCGUGAAAUAAUACGUUAAUAUUUAAUAUAAGAGUGUUGUUAUCAAACCCUCCCAGGUUCUUCAAUAAAAAAACCAACAUUUGGAAUUAGAAAUAAACGGUUUUGAAAUUGGA